AUGGGGAUACCAUCAUCUGAACGUUCUCUUUGUCGUAUACGGCAGAAGCUUGGUGUUAAGCUACGUGUUGACAAUGCUGCUGAGCGAGCCUCUCAGGAAAGACUUAUUGAGAGGAUUCUUACUGCAGAGGAUCAGAUUGGAGAUAUUGAAGGAUAUGGCCGACGUUACCAGCAAAUUCACCUGCGUAGCCAGGGAGUUUUCAUCGCAAGAGAUCGUGCCUACGAAAUCUACCGAACUAUCAACCCAGAUGGAAUUGAUGACCGCCGGUCUGGCUUUCAACGCCGACGAGGUGCCUAUAUAUGCGAUGGGCCUAAUGCAAUCUGGCAUCUUGAUGGCUAUAUGAAAUUAGAACCUUUUGGUAUUGAAAUCUACGCAGCAAUUGAUGGCCACUCUCGAUAUGUUAUAUGGAUAUAUAUUGGGAUAUCUGCACGUACUGCAGUAAGUGUCCUUCGGCAGUAUCUUGAUUGUGUGAAAUCGAAUGGGUAUAUACCACGAAAGCUUCGGGUUGAUCUUGGUAGUGAGACGGUAUUAAUUGGCGAUGCCCAUGUUGCUCUACGAGAAUCAUUGAAUGCUCCCCCAUCACCAUUGAAUGCUCCUCCAUCACCAUCGAAUGCUCCUCCAUCACCAUCGAAUACUCCUCCACUUCCAUCGGAUACUCCUCUAUCAUCAUUAGUUUCUCGAUUUCGAAACUACUUUAUCUACGGGCGCAGUAUUGACAAUCAGCGUAUUGAAUCCUGGUGGGGGCAGCUUGCACAGUCAAGUAUCUUCGUCUAUCAUGAGUAUUUUAAUAUACUCUUAGGCGAUGGAAUCUAUUUAAAGCAAUGCAUUCCUGAGCAGAUAGUACUUCUUGCCAUCUACAUGCCUAUUCUACGAUCUCGCGUUCAAUCAUACGUGAGCAGUAUAUGGAAUGUACACCCGAUUCGUAAACAGCCUAAGCGGCCACAUAUCGUUUCUGGUAAACCAAUAAUGAAUUACUACUAUCCUACCGAAGAUACUCCUGAUUGCAAGGAAUCUUUUGACCCUUCUCUUCUCCAGAGGCUCCAGGAGGAUGUGGCAGAAUGGGAUCCUACUGAAUACCUUCCGCCUUCUACACUAGAUUGGUGCCGUCUACAAAUGGUAGAAAUUGGCCAGCAAGAAGUGGGCGAGCCGUUUGACCCUGAAGACCCUCUCAUUCAGCUUCUAGGUGAUAGAAAGCAGCCAUAUCGGAAGGUAUAUGAGACUAUGCGUGCGAGGGCCCUUCUACACUACCAAUCAGGUACUUUGCCUAUAUUAGCACUAAGUAUGAAACCUACCGGUGCAUUCUCAUGGGGUCCGAGCGGUCAAUGGCAUCAGGGCGCAUAA
This is a messenger RNA of Penicillium cataractarum, 1341 nucleotides long. RefSeq lists its product as uncharacterized. The record is from RefSeq and is a predicted model, not a curated record. NCBI's taxonomy places the organism in Eukaryota, Fungi, Ascomycota, Eurotiomycetes, Eurotiales, Aspergillaceae. The transcript has 4 exons. Bases 1 to 1341 code for a protein of 446 amino acids.